Cyprinodon variegatus (sheepshead minnow) is the source of this 1589-nucleotide messenger RNA. It is a transcript of the gene samsn1a, whose product is annotated as SAM domain, SH3 domain and nuclear localization signals 1. Gene Ontology annotation, molecular function: protein binding. The transcript is spliced from 8 exons. Bases 132 to 1187 code for a protein of 351 amino acids. The record is from RefSeq and is a predicted model, not a curated record. NCBI's taxonomy places the organism in Eukaryota, Metazoa, Chordata, Actinopteri, Cyprinodontiformes, Cyprinodontidae.
AGGAAGUGGACUAGUCAGCUCAUCAGCCAGUCAGUCUGAGAGUUAGUUAACACAUCGUUGUCAGAUCAGUGAGGUGAAGGCGAGAAAAGAGCAGGGACUGGCUGCAACAGCAAGAAAACAAACAGCUGAAAAUGUUACAAAGAGCAGCAUCAAAUGUGUCAGACAAAGCAAGGAGCAACAAACCAAAGCGUUCUACGAGCUUUGGCAGAUUCGAGGGCCUCAGACACCACUCUUCACAUGCCAAAACAGAGGAAAAUGGGACAAACACGGUCAGAGAAGAGUCUGAUAGUCCAGACCCUGCAAGAUCAGCAGGGCUCGGCAAAAAGAUGAAAGAGAUCUCACUAACCAUGAGGAGAAAAAUGGGCAGAAAGCACAUCAAGUCUCUUUCAGAGGAGACAGGGGAUGACACAGACAAAGACCCAGAGGCAGAAACAGACAGCAGUCCACAGGUGGAAAAAAGCUCUGCAAAGACAAGCAACUCAUUGGAGAGUCUUUGCAGCGGCCAGAGCUCCUCCAGUGGCAUCACCAGCGAGUCCAACGGCUCCGGUCAGAGAGACAGUCUGAAGCUGGAGGAGGACGGCUCUUAUCAGGGCCAGUUCUGUGGUCGGGCUCGGGUCCACACCGAUUUCGUUCCCAGUCCGUAUGAUACAGACUCACUGAAGCUGAAGGCUGGUGACAUCAUCCACAUUAUCAGCAAGCCUCCGAUGGGCAUCUGGACUGGCAUGCUCAACAACAAAGUGGGGAACUUUAAGUUUAUCUACGUGGAUGUUUUGGAGGAGGAGAAGGAAAAGGAGGCAGAGGAGGAAACCCCAAAGAUCAGACAGCAGAAGCUGUGCAGGAGGCCACGACCCAAAACACUGCUGGAGUUACUGGAGCGGCUGAACCUAGAGGAGUACGCCUCUGCCCUGCUGCUGAAUGGCUACCAGACAGUAGAGGACCUGCUGCACCUGCAGGAGAAGCACCUGAUAGAGCUGAAUGUCAAGGACCCCGAACACAGGCGAAAGCUUCUGGCCGCAGCCGAGUGCCGCUAUGUAGAAGGUGAUGAUACGAGCAAUGCAGAGGAGCACAAAUCCUCCCAGCAAGAAGAAGACAGCGACUGUCCCAGAGACUCAGGCUGCUUCAUCCCGUCAGAGUGUUCGGACACUAAGGAGGACGUAGAGCAGCCUGUAGACACAGGGGAUGCAUGAGGCGCUCGUCUUAUCGCACAGUUUCACAAUGAUUCUGCUGAUGAAUUAUAAGAAUCCUCUCAACAUGUAAUGUUUACACCCCCUGCUCUGACUCGAAGUUUGUAUAACGUGAGAACUCCUUCAAAGGUCACUUAAGGAGGAUAAUGUCGCCAAAAUGCUAAAUAUCAUCUCAUCCUUUUGUUGCUUUAUAAAAGUAAAUGUUCCAAAGUUUGUUGAUUUAGAUUUUAAACAAAUUACAGUAUUAAUUUGAGUCAGUUAUAUUUAUUACAUUCCAAAUGAUCCAAUAUUUUCUUUGCAAUUCUUAAAGCCUUUAUUUAUCACAGAUGCAUCACUUUUAUAUUUCCCCUCUCAGUUUUUCUUUCCUCUGUAUGUAGUGGUUCGAGUGAAGAUGUUUGGAUGAUG